Lates calcarifer (barramundi perch) is the source of this 4199-nucleotide messenger RNA. RefSeq lists its product as uncharacterized. The transcript is spliced from 20 exons. Lineage: Eukaryota; Metazoa; Chordata; Actinopteri; Centropomidae. Gene Ontology annotation, molecular function: ubiquitin protein ligase activity; protein binding. Gene Ontology annotation, biological process: protein polyubiquitination; ubiquitin-dependent protein catabolic process. The coding region runs from base 464 to 3790 and encodes 1108 amino acids. The record is from RefSeq and is a predicted model, not a curated record.
UGCCGUUUGGAGGAGUGAAAGAGCUUUUUACUGCUUAUAAUAGUUAUAAUGUUGUGUAUUCUUUUUUCUAGCUUAAUAGCUACAUUUAUCAGCCUGUGUCGACACAUUGUUGACACAUCAAAAACAGCUGUCUACCGGUGUCUUUUCUCUCUCCUUUCUGACAGUCAUCCGAGCCUUAGUCAGAGUUUAUAACAAAAACAAAGGACAGGCUUGUGGGGUGUUUUGUAUUACUCGUCAAGUUUUGUUCUUAGUCAGUGAAAAUGCGUUUCUGCUAAUAGCUAGCUAAUAGUAACUUAACACCUGGCACCAUUUCAUUUGUUACUAUGGUAACCGUCAGGCGUCAGUGCGGUAAAUGGAGCUGUGAGUGUGCUGGGUUGUCAGACAACAGUUGGACCACACACACUCAUAUUGUGUUGUAGCUGAACACAACUAAACCAGCCGUGAAAGAAAAGAGACUUGAGACAUGGACAACUGUGAUUUGGAGAAGCUCUCUGUCUCUGGUGGUGUUAAGCUCCAUCCAGCCUUCACACCAGCAGUUACAGACUACACAGUGACAGUGGAGAGCAGUGUCAGCAAAGUGACUCUGGACCUGCUUACCAGUGACUGCGGGGCUUCAUACAGUAUUCUCUUUGGUGACGGCUCCAGAACCGUCAAACUGAAUGAUGGGUUAAACAGAGUAGAAAUCGAGGUGGUAGCUGAGGAUGGCACCAUAAAAAGAUACUCCGUAGGAAUCACCAAGCUGUCUGCAAAGAUCGCAGAGCUCAGUAGUCUUAUUGUGGAAGGAGAUAUUCCACUUCGCCCUACAUUCUCUUCUAAAGUCUAUGAAUACAACAGUAUUGUUCCCUUUCAUUGUAAUGCGGUGACGCUGCUUCCUAAAGUGCCAGACAAAAACAUAAAAGUUACAGUGAAUGGGGCAGACAGCUCACAACCAGUUCUUCUGAAUUUUGGAGACACUGUGGUGGAGAUCUCAGUCUGUUCAGCAGAUGGCAGUAAUUCACAGGUGUACACAGUGUCGGUGACUCGAGAGCUAAUUCCCAUGGCUGUGACCUUCACUGAUGGGAAGCAGCAGCUGGACUAUGAAUGUCCAGUGUCCCUGAGUGCUUUUUAUAGGCCUGUAUCUAUCAGCCACAGUGACCCAAAGCACAUCUUCUCAAGGCCUUAUAUUGAGAUGCUGGCACGAAGAUCCAAAGUCGACCCACUUAGUGACUGUCCACUGGGAGACAGCUGGAAGGUCGUUGAACUGGACCUUGACAGGGAGAUGUCUGCUGCUCUGGUCAAAUGCUUCUUUACUUACAGAGGAUGUGACAGUGUAAUGAAACUGUCUGAGCUGGGGUCACACUUUCUGGACUGUCCACAUAAGCCCACAGGGGACCUAGAUGCAAAGGAUGUGACAGAGACAAGUUGGUAUAAGAAGCACUUUGCAUCAUCUAGUUGUUUGGAGACAGAGACUAAACACCAUUUGGAGGUGCGUAACUGGGAGAAAAGACUACAAAUGACAGCAGGUGAAGACAGUGUGGAUAAACUGUGCACCUUAGCCAAGGAUCACCUGAAAUUCUACCGGCAACACCUGCCAAAACCAGGGGACAUGUUGCAGUAUGAGGAUGGCCAGUCUCCUCUGCAAAGCCUGGAGCAGGCUGCUGUCCACUACGCAUCAGCUAUCCGACUCAGCUCCAGAGAUGCCAGACUCCACUUCCUGUUGGGCCUUGUUCUGGAGGAGCAGCACUAUGCCACAGAGAUGUAUGGCCUCCAGAGGAAGGCUGACAGGGACAGAGAUGAAUUAAGCGAUGCCAAAUCGACAGCACGUCAGGACGACAUCCUGGCUGUGUGUAAACUCCACGGGUUCCUCGGCACGCCCACAGUGGAGAACCAGCUUCAGGCCUUGGAUAAAGAGUAUCAGCAGCUCAAAGAGCAGGGGCAGUCCAGUAAAGCAGACUAUGUUCAGACUCUCUACAUCUGGCUCUCCAAGAAAACUGGCAAGGAUAGCGGUUCAGCUGCGCGCGAUGAGGAGAACUGCGUCCACCGAGCUCUGAUGAAAUACCUGGACGCUUGGUCUCUGAGUCCAGACAGCUGGGAGUACAACCUCCAUGUGGGAAGGCUGCUGCUGCUGCUGCAGGGGAGGAGCAGGGAGGCCCUGCAGCAUCUCCAGAGCGGCCUAGCACUGCGCUCCUUACAUCCUGCACUCAGAUUCUUCACUGGGCUGGCUCUGCUGCAGCAGGAGCAGAAAGCCACCGAGGACACAGAGAAGGAGGCUGCCCUGUUCUUACAACAGGGACUGGAGCACUUUGUCAGCCAGCGCUGCAGCAAGAGCUGGGUGGAGCAGGAUCCAUCCGAGCCCCUGUCCAGCCUCAGCACCCAGUUCCUACGAGGUCUUCUCACUCUGGGUCAGCUGCAACAGAGAAACACGCUGUCUGAGAAGGCCAUGAGUGCUGAACAGGUCUAUCACACCGUAGCGGUGCUGACUGCCCAGAGUGUGAGUCAGUGCGUGUGCCGUGGUGAGGUGAGCAGGCAGCUGGAGUGGGUGUUGCUGGAUGCUCACUUCGCCCUGCUGCAGAGGCUGAUCCAGCAGGGUGAGCGCCAGGCCAAGGCUGGCAUCAAGAGGCAGUCCCUGGUGGCAAAGAGAUGCCAGGCCCUGACGGCUCUCAUACGACUCACCUCCAUCGCCUCCUGUCAGGAGCUGCUUGACAUGCAGGAGAGGGCAUGUCAGCUGGCAGUAGUGACCACACCACGGGACAGCCAUGCCCUGUGCCUCUUGGGUCUGGCUCAGCUGGCUCAAUAUGACAACAACCCAAAUUCAGACAGGUCAAAGGAAGCCAUAACUGACGCCUGCCUCAGCUUCCAGGCCAGCAUUGAACUGGAAAACAAGACUCAGAGCGGAGAGACACCUGAACAGCUGAGCAAACAGAAGUGGUGGCAGGACCGGCAAGAAGCUGAAAAUGAGAAAGCCACCAAGCAGUCCAUCGCCCAACCAGCAGGAGUGAAGGGCCCUUCUGACACCAGUGUGGCCAAGAGAGGAGUUAGGCGGGGCGGGGGACCCGGUCAAGCACGGGUGGCAGCAGCUGUAACCAAAGCUCCCGCUCCCGCACCCCCAGCCCCCAUCAGGGGAGGGAAAGCCGCCCGGACCGCAGCCAAAACUCCUGCAGCCAGGGGGAGAGCUGGAGCAGCAGCCAAGCCAGAUGGAUCAGUUAAACCUUCCAACAGUGGUGCUAAACCCCAGCUCCCUGCCAUCAAGUCUAAACAGAACUGUCGCCCUGAUACUGUUGAGACAGCAGAGGAGCGUCCUGUGGAAGACAGAGUCAGUGUGUCCACUCCACUGAACCGCAGGUCUCAUAUCUCACGGCUGGGUCUGGCCCGCGCCCUGUCGCGUUCUGCAGGCACCCAAGACCAGGCAAAACACCUCUACCAAGAGGUCAUCUCCAUCGCACCAGCGGUCCAUGAUGCUUACAUUGAGCUUGUGCAGCUUCUGGAGACGUCAGACCCUCAGGCUGCAGUGGAGGUUUACUGCAGAUUCCCUCUCAAGCCUGUGGCUGAGCAAAGCUUUGACGACGCCUUCAUCACAGGAGAGAUCGUCCGCAUGCUGAUGACGAUGGAGCAGUACGACCACCCGCAGCUGGGCCCCAGCCUCGUAGCAUACGGCAAAGUCAUGGGCCUAAGUUGCAUAGAGAAAUACAUUGACAUCUUGGAUGGAAAGUCCAUGUACAAACUGCUGAAGAGCGUCUACGCGAAGAUCCACGACAGACAGGAGGACGAUCAGGAACUACAGGACUUCUUCAGGUUCAAAUGCUGGAUAUAAUAAUGCUGGUAACCUUCUAGCAGAUGCCUGUAUUAACCCUGGCUCCUUAAGUGACUCACAGUUUGUUUACUCUGCAUCAAAGGACAUCUUUUGUCUUGAGUUGAUAAGACACUUACUGUGUUCAUACAAACAGUACUUCUCUUCACUUUACUUACUCCUGAUGUCAUUAAUAAGCCUUUCAUGUUGGACAGAGAACACUGAGAAAAUGUUCUUUUUUUCUCCAAAAGCACAUUUAAUUUGAAAACACAGAGUUCUCAUUAAAAUGUCAUAUCAAAAGUAGCAACUUUAACAAUAGACAAAAUUGGAGUACAACAUUCACCAACAGUGCAACAAAAGACUGGUUUUUCAGAGAGCAUCCUACAAAAAUGGAAACAAAUAAAGAAAUUAAAUCUUGAUCUCCAAAGUGUUA